Messenger RNA from Oncorhynchus kisutch (coho salmon), 7195 nucleotides. It is a transcript of the gene nr6a1a, whose product is annotated as nuclear receptor subfamily 6, group A, member 1a. The record is from RefSeq and is a predicted model, not a curated record. Gene Ontology annotation, molecular function: sequence-specific DNA binding; DNA-binding transcription factor activity; zinc ion binding. The transcript is spliced from 9 exons. The coding region runs from base 2 to 1381 and encodes 459 amino acids. NCBI's taxonomy places the organism in Eukaryota, Metazoa, Chordata, Actinopteri, Salmoniformes, Salmonidae. Gene Ontology annotation, biological process: regulation of DNA-templated transcription.
AAUGAAUGGCAGUAAUCUUGAUGAUGCAGCUGACCCACGUGUUUGCCUCAUCUGUGGAGACCGCGCCACAGGCCUGCACUAUGGCAUCAUCUCCUGCGAGGGCUGCAAGGGCUUCUUCAAGCGCAGCAUCUGCAACAAGCGCGUGUACCGCUGCAGCCGUGACAAGAACUGCGAAAUGUCGCGCAAGCAACGCAACCGCUGCCAAUACUGCCGCCUGCUCAAGUGUCUACAGAUGGGAAUGAACCGCAAAGCAAUCAGGGAAGAUGGGAUGCCAGGAGGGAGAAACAAAAGUAUUGGGCCUGUCCAGAUCACAGAUGAAGAGAUUGAGCGGAUCAUGUCGGGACAGGAGUUCAAGGAGGAAGCCAGUCUGCCGGAGCACACCUGGAGCAACAAUGGUGACAGUAGUGACCACAGUUCUCCUAGCAACGGCGCCUCCGAGGGCAACCAGCCAUCACCUGCUUCCACUCUAUCAUCCAAUCGUUCUUUAGAGAUUGGUGGUGGCUACACGGCUGCUGUCAGGGACCAGUACAUCAACGCCCCCAUGAACACCCCCUACCAGCUGCUACCUCACCUCUUUAGCUACGCAGCCCAGUCAGGCCUGCUGGCCCCCCAGCCCCGCAGCCUCUACCCCCAGUCACACCCCCUGGUGAUGCAGCUUGUGGCUGCAGAGGACCUGGCCCCACUGGCCACCCCCAUGCUGAUAGAGGACGGGUACAAGGUGACUCAGGUGGAGUUGUUUGCGCUGCUGUGUCGUCUGGCCGACGAGCUGCUGUUUCGUCAGAUCUCGUGGAUCAAGAAGCUGCCGUUCUUCUGUGAGCUGUCUAUUGAGGACUACACCUGUUUACUCAGCUCCACCUGGCAGGAGCUGAUCCUGCUGUCCUGCCUCACCAUCUACAGUGCACAGAUCUUUGGAGACCUGGCCGACGUCACCGCCAAGUACACUCCCUCUGAUGAGGAGCUGCAGGGGUUCAGUGAGGAUAGCAUGGAGUUGAUGGAGAGGCUGAUCUAUCUGUUCCGCAAGUUCCACCAGUUGAAGGUCAGCAACGAGGAGUACGCCUGCAUGAAAGCCAUCAACUUCUUGAACCAAGAUAUCCGCGGUCUGACUAACGUCUCCCAGUUGGAGCAACUGAACAAGCGCUACUGGUACGUGUGUCAGGACUACACCGAGUACAAGUACCCUCACCAGCCCAAACGCUUCCCUGAGAUCAUGAUGUGUCUGCCAGAGAUCCGUUUCAUGGCAGGGAAACUGGUGAACGUUCCCCUGGAACAGCUCCCCCUCUUGUUUAAAGCAGUUUUGCACUCCUGCAAAUCCAGCUUCAUCAGCAACAGGACAGGAAGUUCUCCCUGUAUGCCUACUACUGCUACCUCCCCCGGGAACUGAGCCCCGCACCCUGGCCCCAGGACCGCCCUUUGACAAGAAUCUUACCUUGGGGGUGGGGCCAGGGACUGGUCCCCCUUCCUGUGAAUGUGACAAGCAAUUUUUGUUCUCUAUAUAUUUAUUACACGACAGAGCUGAAUGUAUGCUGAUUUACGCUGUGCACAUGCUUCUGUACAAACUAAAUGCACAUAGAUGCAUUGGUCUUUGGAGUUUACAAAUAUGUAUCCGAUUGCUCAACGAGUCGGUGUUGCCAUUGUUAGAACUAGAUUUUUAAGAUUGAUUUGAUUCGGAAUGGGGACGGGUAUAUAUGAGUUGACAAGUGUUUUGAGACUACCUCAGGAAGAUGAUUUAGCUAUUUUCAGGUACCUUUUUCUUGCUGUUUUGAAAUGAAGAGGUUGCCCGGUCUAAAUCAAAUCCCUGUAAAUGCUGUAAACUCCUGAAUCAUAGAUGAUAAGUCGGCCUUUACCAUGACAUUGACCAAAGGCAUUGCUGCAUAUUCAUUUGAACCAAAGAUAGAAAAGCAUUCAACCCUGCAAUCAACAAAUGAAUGUCUUGAAUUUCCCACUGGUUCUGGUGUAUUUUCUCACUUCUUGUAGUAUUUUUGUACACUAUUUCAUACAAUCCACAAACAGACAUCCUGAAGGGAUGGCCUGGUCAAUGUAACAUUCCUUGUCUUUCACUGAGGUGAAAUUUUGUUGGAUUGUGGGAUCUUCAUAGAACAAAAGCAUACGGGUAUUUUCUACAAUCAUAGACUGCAGAGCAAAUUUAGUUGCAUAGUUGCAGGGGUAGGGGAAAUUUGUUAUUAGCUUGAAUGAGAAUUUUUCUUGACCAAAGUGAUAUGCAAAGUUUUUUAAGCAGCAGCCAUAGAUUAGUGAUUAGUCGAUAGCUCAGUGUAAUGAUUUCUUAUCAAUGAAGGACCAGGAUAAGAAAUGAAUCAAUCUGUUUAAGAGCCAGAGGGGAGACCCUCAGACAGACAGUGUAGCUCGUUCUUAUCCUAACCCCUAGGCUGAGACACCACAAACAAUGGCUCCACUCUCUUCUCUCCUAGUCCCUGUUGCACCCAUCUAUUCCUUUCGACAUACAACCCAUCUUGGCUUUCAGCCCUCCACUGGUACUUCCUUGCCCAAACCUGAGCCUCUGCACAUGCUCACUGGGUUGAUGGUCCGAUCUGCACAGUUAGGCUACAAGGAAAUGCUGGCUUGUUCAUUUGUACUACUACAUUUGUAGACAGUGUUGGGUUUAGAAUGCUCAGGUCAAAAGACUGCAACAGAGGAGAGAUGGAGGAGACAUUAGGGGCAUGUCUAUUAAUCUGGUCUGGGUUGACAGACUAGAGGUUACUUCUGGCUUGCACACAUUGUUUAAAAAAGCUAUAUAAAGAAAUAGGUUCUUUAUUUAUGAAGUAUGAGAUGAUCAUUUCAACCAGCCGUUAGCCGUUUCAUAACAACCAUUGUUUAAAAUGUGGAGCAAUGCAGUCCUUGCAACGACUCUUUUAUGCAUGCUGUGGUGAGGCAGGAGACAUUCUUUGACUAUUACCAUGUCAAAGUGCCCACCCUGCAUUCUCCUCUCUCUCAGGUCCUGGUGGACCGGUAUUUAAACAGGGUAAAGUGAGUGUUAUGUAUUGCAUUCAUGAGUUACUCAGUGAUCACUAUGCUGAUGUACUUGUAGGAUUUUAAUUGUAGAAUUCUGGACAUUGUAGGUCCUUUUAGAAACUGUUUCAUUUUUCAUUUUUUCCUGUUUUAUGAAAGUGGCUGUUGUUUAAGGGCAUGUUUUAAGACUUUAACUGUUGCUCCCAGUUCAGUGUUUAGCUUAUUUGUCUGAAGAUGGUCGGAGACAGGACUUAACAUCAGUAAGGUCACAGAGGUCCCUUUUCCACUCUGAGCAUAACCAAGCUAACCUCAAUCAACAGGUGGGCUUACGAUUGCUGCCUCCAUCACUGGGUCUAGACUAGUCUGUCUAUAUCUUCUUAGCCUUAACACGGUACUACACUGUACCAUCUAAUGUCCUGAACCACGCUUUGAAUACUUUCACCAAUGCAGUGUUCUUUGUUUCAGUAGUUUCAAUUAGCCACCUUUCCAUGUUUUGUUGUGAUACAUUUCAUGUAUUUUGUUUUUUGGAGUGAAAAAGACCCCUAUCAUUUGUUUUAUUUUUAAUGAUUUCUGAUGGAUGUUGGAUGUGAUUCUAUCAACUUGAUGCCACAGUUCCAAAGGAAAUAAUGUUUAUGGUAUUGAUGUUACAAGUGUUUACGAAUUGUUAACUUUUACUAUUACCAAAAACACUGAUUUUAUGAAUAGUAUGAUAUACUGUAUGCAGAGAGUGAAUUAACCAAUGGCAGGCCCCUGUGAAACAGUGCAUUCGGAAAGUAUUCAGACAUCUUGACUUUUUCAAAAUGUUGUUACUUUACAACCUUAUUCUAAAAUGGAUUCAAUAGUUUUUUUACUCAUCAAUCUACACACAAUACCCCAUAAUGACAAAGCAAAUGUAUUAAAAAGACAAAACAGAUAUCACUUAAGUAAUUAUUCAGACCCUUUACUCAGUCCUUUACUCAGUCCUUUACUCAGUCCUUUACUCAGUCCUUUACUCAGUCCUUUACUCAGUACUUUACUCAGUCCUUUACUCAGUCCUUUACUCAGUCCUUUACUCAGUACUUUACUCAGUCCUUUACUCAGGCCUUUACUCAGUCCUUUACUCAGUCCUUUACUCAGUCCUUUACUCAGACCCUUUACUCAGUCCUUUACUCAGUCCUUUACUCAGUCCUUUACUCAGUCCUUUACUCAGUACUUUACUCAGUCCUUUACUCAGUCCCUUACUCAGUCCUUUACUCAGUCCUUUACUCAGUCCUUUACUCAGUACUUUCCUUUUGGCAAACUCCAAGUGGGCUGUCAUGUGCCUUUUCCUGAGGAGUUACUUCCGUCUGGCUACUCUACCAUAAAGGCCUGAUUGGUGGAGUGCUGCAGAGAUGGAUGUACUUCUGGAAGUUUCUCCCAUUUCCAUAGAGGAACUCUGGAGCUCUGUCAGAGUGACCAUCAGGUUCUUGGGCACCUCCAUGACCAAGACCUUUCUCCCCCGAUUGCUCAGUUUGUGGACAGCUCUAGGAAGAGUCUUGGUGGUUCCAAACUUGUUCCAUUUAAUAAUGAUGGAGGCCACUGUUUUCUUGAGGACCUUCAAUGCUGCAGAAAUGUUUUGGUACCCUUCCCCAGAUCUGUGCCUCAACACAAUCCUGUCUUGGAGCUCUACGGACAGUUCCUUCGACCUCAUUGCUUGGUUUUUGCUCUGACAUGCACUGUCAACAGUGGGACCUUAUAUAGACAGGUGUUUACCUUUCCAAAUCAAUUGAAUUUACCGCAGGUGGACACCAAUCAAGUUGUAGAAACAUCUCAAGGAUGAUCAAUGGAAACAGGAUGCAUCUGAGCUCAAUUUCAGGUCUCAUAGCAAAGGGUCUGAAUUCUUAUGUAAUUUGUUUUUGCUUUGUUAUUAUGGGGUAUUGUGUGUAGAAUGAUGAGUAUUUAUUUUUUUAAAUCCUAUUUAGAAUAAGGCCGUAAUAUAACAAAAUGUGAAAAUAGUCAAGGUGUCUGAAUACUUUCUGAAUGCACUGUAUAUGCAUAUUUAUGCAUGAUUUCUGAGAGUUUACCAUCAGUAAACAAAGCCCGGAAACAUUGAAGUGUUCCAGUAAUGGUGGGGAGCAGCCAGCCACUGGUCUGGGGGGCUUAGUACACAUGGCAUGCCUAAACUCAGGGAUCAGAACUUCUUAGGGGACAUGUGUGUGAGACCCUAGCCCAGUGCUGCUGUCCCCAUACAGUUUCACUAUCGCCAACAUACGUAAAUAUAGAGACUCUUAGUGGCAGAUCAUUCCUAUUAGUCGUUUUUUAAAUCUAACGUCACAUUGCUACCUACCUUACAGCCACCUCCACGACUGUUUGCCACUUUCAUGUUUUGAAAUACAUGUAUUACAUUCUCAUUAGUAUUCUAUUAUUUUCUAGAAUGUGUUUUCACCGAUAAUGGAUAUGUCAUUUGCAAUUGCUAUACUGAAACUACCUCUUUUUUUGUGUCAUCACGUAUUUCACUUUCACACAGGUAAUGCUUUAAAAAAAUCAUAUUCAUUGGUUUCAAUAGCUGGUUCCCAUCCAAUUGGUACUGAUUUUCUUGCAAAUAUUCUAAAAUCCGCAUAAAGAAAAUAUGCGCAUUUCCAACCGGUGGUGUUUCCACCAAACGGAUUUGCGGUAGUGCACAGAAAAUGUACUUAUUUGCUUCAAUUUUCAUUACCAAAUAAAAAUCUAAAUUUCAAAGUGUUUCUAUCGCAUUUUCAGCUCUACGGAUAGUUUUGUCACAAAAACUGUUGUGCUAAAUGGCACACGUGACUAUUCUGGUCGUGGAACCUGUGCUCUAGCCAACAGCUCGCACAUACAGUGCAGUUAGGCUGUGCGGAUUAUGAGAUUAUUAUGGAUUAUUAAGAGCGAGAAUAUUUUUAUUUGUCAAAUGACAGUCAAGCAUCGAUCAUCAUGUCAGACCCUCAAUAUUUAUUGGAAAGGAGCGUAAAGCUCAUCACCUUUAACACUCCAUCACACAUGAUUUAAUCUGUAGCCUAAUAAACUGCAUGAUUUCCCGAGUCGUAGCGGGAGGACCACACACCAUAUCAUUGUGUGACUCCAAGUAAAUUUUUGGUAUGAUGGUCAUUAUAUCAAUAUUUGUGCAUAAAUGCGUUUCCACCACCAUUUCUUGCAUAAUGAAUUUUACUGACACGAAAAGAUCCCACCAUGUCGAACUAACAAAUUAUCUGUCGGCAUUUAUAAAAUCACAGCUGUCAGGAUUUUUUUUAAUACCGUAUGACUUUACUCGCCUAAAACAUUUGAAUGGAAAUGUGGUUAUUGCACCAAUGUUCUGUUAUUUUGUGUCUCUUAUUUUAUCCAGUUACCUCUCACUGUUACUUAUUGUGCAUGUGAAUGUUGCCUCAUAUGCUACUCCGUGCUACCUCAGGAAAAACUGUCGCCUAGGCCUUAGUGGGUGGGAGAUAGUUUGACCACCUUGCCACUUUACAUUUACUCUAACCACUUUUUUAUCUGUGAUCAUCAUAUAUUUUCCAACAUCGAUUAUGUAAUUAAUGACAUCAUACCUCACUGAUCAAUGAAAACUGAUCUUAUUUACCACCUUGUCAUGAUUACCAUACCAAAGAAUUUCGACAGGAAUCUAAACUUGAAUCAGUUUACUUUGUAGUGUCAUAUUAAGUAUUGUAUUCCAAUCAAUGUAUUGUGUUCCUUCACUAUAUUGAUAUAGUUGUUUUGAUGUACCAAACAAUCUACUUGUGAAGUGUAAAGAGUAAAAUGAUCAGUAUCAUGUUUGAUAUUUAUAACGCUGCUUGUGAGUGAUUAUCAAUUAGAAUGUAACUUUGGCCAAACUGCCAUUUACUGUUGUUUACAUGUUUUUCCUCACUCCUCUCAAUAAUAACUGGUGAAUGAGUUUUGUGUUUUAAAAGUGUUUUAACAAGCUCAUUCAGUGUUAUAACAAUUCAUUCACGGAGGCUCAUCAGCGAGCCCACAAUGGGGAAUGUCUAAGGCAACUAGAAGAGCAGAUAAAAUCAUAAUGUAUCUCUGGGAACAUCAUCUUAAUGUUUUUCCAUUGAAUGUGAAGAUACCACUAGAUAUGCAGGUGAAACACAUGACAUUUGUAUCUGCCAUGUUUUGUUGUUGUUCUUUUUUUUAUCUUUUGAAAACCCUUUCUCCUCCUCGUGUUACUACCUGUGAUGAAUGUGAUCCAUACGUGUUCAAUGCAUGUUUAGAAUGUGUUAGGAUUUGAAACCAAAUAAAUGUGAACGUUAUGCAACUG